AUGCACCGUGUUGGCUCGGUGGCACGUGCGGCGCGCUUGGGCACCGCCGCGUGUAAACGAGCACAAUCGACUACAGCUGCACCGGAGAAGAUUGAAGUGUUUAUUGAUGAUAAGAAGAUACUUGUGGAUCCUGGACUAACAAUUCUGCAAGCAUGCGCUUUGGUAGGCAUAGACAUUCCUCGGUUCUGCUACCAUGACCGUCUGUCGAUUGCCGGUAAUUGUCGAAUGUGCCUCGUUGAGGUUGAAAAGAGCAUGAAGCCAGUGGCAUCGUGCGCAAUGCCAGUAAUGAAAGGAAUGAGGGUAAAAACCAACUCAGCACUUACACGUAAGGUACGAGAAGGAGUUAUGGAAUUCCUGCUUACUAACCAUCCCCUUGAUUGUCCCAUCUGUGAUCAG
Messenger RNA from Cooperia oncophora, 396 nucleotides. NCBI's taxonomy places the organism in Eukaryota, Metazoa, Nematoda, Chromadorea, Rhabditida, Trichostrongylidae. The record is from the annotation of a GenBank genome assembly.